GCGGGGAGUCCCGGGGCAGCCGGUCCGGUGUGAGGGGCGGUGGGAGCGGGACGGGAGAGCGGCCGGUGACAGUGGAGCCCUGAGGAUGCGGGGCCGGGUCCCGGGAAGCUGCGGAGCCCCGGGGAUGCGGGACCGGGUCCCGGGAAGCUGCGGAGCCCCGGGGAUGCUGCUCGGCCUGGCCCUGGCCUUGGCAUCGCUGCUGCCCGCGGCCGGAGCGCGCCGGAGCCAGGACCUGCACUGCGGAGCCUGCCGGGCGCUGGUGGAUGAGCUGGAGUGGGAAAUCGCCCAGGUGGACCCCAGGAAAACCAUCCAGAUGGGCUCGUUCCGCAUCAACCCCGACGGCAGCCAGUCCGUGGUGGAGGUGCCGUAUGCCCGGUCCGAGGCGCACCUGACGGAGCUGCUGGAGCGGGUCUGCGAGAAGAUGAAGGAGUACGGGGAGAAGCUGGACCCGGCCACGCAGCGCAAGAGCUACGUGAGGGUCAUCUCCCAUGAUGGCACCAAGAUGGACCUGUCCGGGGUCAAGUUCGACGGGGACGUCAUCAACAGCCUGAAAUUCGCGUGCGAGAGCAUCGCUGAGGAGUACGAGGACGAGCUGAUCGAGUUUCUGUCACACGAGGCUGACAACGUCAAGGACCGGCUCUGCAGCAAGAGGACGGACCUGUGUGACCACGCGCUGCACAUCCCACACGACGAGCUGUGACUGCCUCGGGAGCGGGGACCGGGAUGGCACCGGGACCCACCGGGAUGUCCCCAAGGAUGUCCCCAGGAGCCACCUGGAUCUCCUUGGGACCCACCAGGACAUCCCCAGAACCCACCAGGACAUCCCCAGAACCCACCAGGGCGUCCUUGGGACCCACCAGGACAUCCUUGGGACCCACCGGGAUGUCCCCAGGGACGUCCCCAGGACAGACAGAUCUCCAGGACCUCCCCAGCUGCCUCACCCCGUGCAGAGCUCCCGUCCUAUUUAUUCCCCAUCCGGGGCCACCGGGACGGCCACGGGGCCGGGGCCACCUCCUGGCUCCUGUGGGGACAUUUCAGGGACAUUCCUGCCCCGCUUUUGGGGGACAUGGGGACACAGCGGGGCUCGGGGUGGGGGGCUUGGGGACCCCCCUCUGUUUUGCAGGCAAUAAAGGGGCUGUGGGCA
Messenger RNA from Melospiza melodia melodia, 1144 nucleotides. RefSeq names its product canopy FGF signaling regulator 2 (gene CNPY2). Bases 86 to 700 code for a protein of 204 amino acids. The transcript has 6 exons. The record is from RefSeq and is a predicted model, not a curated record. Lineage: Eukaryota; Metazoa; Chordata; Aves; Passeriformes; Passerellidae. Gene Ontology annotation, cellular component: endoplasmic reticulum.